Oncorhynchus nerka (sockeye salmon) is the source of this 4989-nucleotide messenger RNA. Its product is annotated as cadherin-5-like. The transcript is spliced from 12 exons. Gene Ontology annotation, biological process: multicellular organism development; calcium-dependent cell-cell adhesion; cell-cell adhesion mediated by cadherin. Bases 437 to 2734 code for a protein of 765 amino acids. Gene Ontology annotation, cellular component: plasma membrane; bicellular tight junction; adherens junction. NCBI's taxonomy places the organism in Eukaryota, Metazoa, Chordata, Actinopteri, Salmoniformes, Salmonidae. The record is from RefSeq and is a predicted model, not a curated record. Gene Ontology annotation, molecular function: calcium ion binding; cadherin binding.
CCUCUUAACAUGUGGCUGGUGCUCUCACCGCCUCCUCCAGUCACUUCAGCAGCGACGUGAGGCUCUGUGAUACGCGCAUCGCAUGCCUCCCUCUCCCCCCUCAGCCCAGGCUCUGCUGUUCAGGCUGCAAUUAGGAGCUGCUGUUUGUUCUAUCUGAUUCUCUGUGUCACUCUCCACAUCAGGGGCCACAGAGCAGACUCCAACAAGAGGAGAGGAGAGGGACUUAUAAACAGGAAACGUGACCAGGGGAACUGGGCUGAUCUCUGUGGCCACUGUGCUGGCCUGGAAGUCCUGAGUGCUACCCUCUGAGAAGAGAAUCAGACAGGUCCACAGCAAACAGCUAACAAUACUACUGCUCUUACACCUAGGAUCUACCUGUGACUUAUACGCAUUGGACGAGCUAAAAAGGAAGAGAUCUGAAAAUAAUUCAUCUCUGAUGAUGAGAAAGUCUGCAUGGAGGCAGAUGACUGGGCCAGAGAUGUGGAUGGGUCUCUUUGCCUUGGCCCUGACCCUCAGUCUAACCAUGGCUGAACAUGUGGACCAGAGGCCAGCACUCCAAACCAGCCCAGUUCUCCACAGGCACAAGAGAGAGUGGUUGUGGAACAACCUUUACGUGGAGGAGGAAAGGCCAACCAACAAACAAUACUAUAUCGGAAAGUUAAAGUCAACUAGAUCUGGUGACGGGACACACUAUGUCAUUAAAGGAGAAGGUGCCAACACUAUCUUCAAAGUGGAUGAAAAAGGACACAUCUAUGUCACUGAACGAUUGGAUCGAGAGGAGAAAAGCAAAUACCUUCUAAGUGCCAAGCUGUUUGAUACGAGCAACAUCUUGGUGGAGAAAGUGGAGGAGUUUGUGAUCCUGGUUACUGACAUCAAUGACAACGAUCCGGUGUUUACCAAAUCGUUCAACGCUUCUAUCAAAGAGAGAUCCAAAAGCGGAACUAAAGUGAUAGAAGUCACUGCCACUGAUGCAGAUGAUCCAACGACUGCAAAUGGAGAACUUGCUUACACUUUAUUAGAGGGGGGAGAUUUCUUCAAUAUAGACAACACAACGGGGAUUAUCACCACCAAGUAUGAGAACCUGGACCGUGAGACCCAGAGUAGCUAUGUGGUUGUGGUUCAAGCCCAGGAUCUGAGAGGACUUAAACAAGGGGGCACCGCCACCACCUCUGUCACAAUCGCAGUCAGCGACAUCAAUGAUAACAUAGCCACAUUUACCAAACGUUCCUAUGUAUUUAGUGUGAAAGAGGACAUGAAGCGGGGACAGAGAAUAGACACCAUAGUCCUGGAGGACAGAGAUGAGAUCCAGAAUAAAGACCCAAUCGUCACCAUAGAACCUCCAUCUGACACAUUUGAAAUGGAGCGCAGUCAGAACAAAGACGGCAACCUCAUGCUGAAACAGGGACUGGAUUAUGAAACCAAGAGCAGCUACACGUUCUUUGUGCACGUGAGGGAGAACCACUUGCAGUCCCCUGUGGAUAAUAAGGACAAUCCCGUGAUCAAGGCCCAGGUGACCAUCCAGGUGCUAGACGUUGAUGAGCAGCCAGAAUUCAGCAAGAGCAUCUACAACUUUAAUGUGAUAGAGGAAAUUAUGGUCAAUAAUAUUGGAGUCGUUUCAGCCAGAGAUCCUGAUAAAGCCAACAAGGCCAUAAGGUAUUCCAUCGAGGACAAGGACAGUCCCAUUGGUAUCAACCCCAUAACUGGACAACUUUUCACAGUGAGGAAGCUGGAUCGGGAGCUUGUAGCGAAUCACAUGUUCCAGGUUAAAGCUAAGGAGGAACCCAAUGGACUGGAAUCUUUUGUGAACGUCAACAUACUGGUCAUUGAUAUCAAUGACAACAAACCAGAGCUGUCCAUUGAAGAGAUAUUCGUUUGUGAAAAUGAUAUGGCUGGCACGGUGAUUGGGACCAUAAGUGCGACAGACAAAGAUUAUAAUUUGCCCGCAUUCAGCUUCACAUUGGUGAAGCCGAACGGCAACUUUUCGGUCGUCGAUAACAACGACAACACAUCUAACAUAGUCCUGAAACAUGGAGGCUUCAGCCUGGAGGACUCCAGGGAUUAUGUCAUAGAGAUUGGGAUCAGCGAUGGAGGCAGGCCUCCCAUGAGCAGCAUCACCACUCUGCCUAUCAAAGUGUGCAGGUGUGACAACAAGAGGAUUCACACCCAGUGCAAAGCAGCCCAACUAAAAAUGGGUGUGGGUGUCUACACCCUGAUUCCUAUACUGUGCAUCCUGACUAUUCUGAUCAUAGUGAUCCUGAUCGCUAUGAGAAAGCGUCACCAAAAGGACGCCCUGGUCACUCUGGGUAAGAGUGAGAUCCACGAGCAGCUAGUGACAUACGACGAGGAGGGCGGUGGGGAGAUGGACACCAACGGCUACGACGUGUCCAUCCUGACCUCAGCUCGGAAUGACGGCAGCAUGAGCAUGAGGCAGGGCCACAGCCUUUACGCCAUAGUGAAGAAACCGCCAACCGCGUGCAAGGGAGACAUGGCCGUGAUGAUCGAGGUGAAGAAAGAUGAAGCUGACCAUGACAGGGAUGGGAUCCCCUACGAUACCCUGCACAUCUACGGCUACGAGGGGCCAGAGUCCCUGGCUGGUAGCCUCAGUUCGCUGGAUAGUUCAUCCACUGGCUCUAGCCUUGACUAUGACUUCUUAAAUGACUGGGGCCCUCGCUUCAGAACCCUGGCUGAGCUCUACGGGGUAGAUGGGUCUGAGGGAAGUGACUCCCUGUAUUGAGCACACUGAGCCUAAAGACCAGCAGGCAGGACGUCUCUCAGCUCUCUCAACUCUUCCUUUGACUAAAAGCACAUCAGGAUUAACUUCUUCCACUAAUCCGUCCAAUCAUAGCACACUAUGAUAGGGUCCACUCAAGCGUGUGGACUCUCAGUAAUUCUCUCUUCUUCUACCCCCUGUUCCUCUUCCUCUUACUUAUCCUUUUUCCUCUCUUUUCUUUUGUUGUUAUUAUUAUUAUUAUAUUAUUAUUUUAAAGGAAUUGUGUUUUUAUUUCCUCUUUUUUUCAUUUGAUUAGUUAUUCGUUUUUUCUCAGAUUACACACACAGAAAUCUGUAUGCCUUCAUUUUGAUCGAUUGUGGGGUUUUUUUAUGGUUGACUAAACCAACUGUAGCUAUGUAGUGAGAGGUUGGUCCUUCAGUGAGUCACAGUGGCGUACUGAGUUGUCUUUCAGACAGAAUGACCCUUCUCAUCAGCAGCUACUGAUGGGAGCCCGACAGGGAGCCCGGCAGGAAACAAUGAUAACAGAAGCUCUGAAAGAAUUAAAGUCUACUCCCAGUUUAUUUGACAGGACUCAUCAACACAUCAAUUGUUGUGGAUAAAGCCCAAGUCUCCGAGGUCCUCUGUAACAAAAGUACUACAACCAACUCAGGAAAUGUGAAGUAGCUCAAUAGUCCUUUGGAUGACAACAAAGUUAUCUGAAUUACUUUAACCUUUCGUCCUAGAGCUACUGCUUCAACAUACUCCAUCAACAUACUGCUUCAACAUACUGCUUCAAUAUUCUUCUUCAACAUACUGCUUCAACAUACAGCAUGUGCUUCUGCUCCAUUUGCUGAAACAGAUUAAUAUAAUGAGGGCAAUCUACACAAGUUAAUGUUUAUCAUUAUCGCUAUUGUCCUUCUUGACUGAAGACAUAGCAAAAAGAGAGUUUUCUCUUUCUCUCUUUCUCUGUUUUAAUUAUAUUUAGAAUGUGGACUGUUUGUUGUAUACUGAAGCUUUGCCUACUUGGGACCACUUCUCAUAAACCAUGGAUACAAUGUGUGGAAGCCAUCUUACCACUUCCCUGUCUGGAUCAUAUACAUGGGGAGCAGGACCCCCAUCCUUUUUCAAACACCAUAGUCCGCCCCAUACACAUUACCCAAACAAAACACUGGAAUCAGCUUCCUGCACAUAUGUGUAUGAGGAAGCCCUCUUCCUGCCCUGUUAUCUUAUAAAGUAAAGCAACACAUUGUGGCUCGCUUCCUGUUUUCCUGCCUGGGAAAAACCUUUGGAGAGGGACAAAUAGAUGGAGAACAAUGUAAGAGCUACGAUGACUUUAAAAACAGGCAACAUUUCAUUUCUGUGUCGGCCAUCUACCAAAGAUCAGUAUGGUGAAACCUCGGUUUACAAUAGUAGCCACUGGUAAACUGUGCUGUAAUGUUAUGUCUCAAGGUCUUUCUAUAUAACAUACCUGAUCUACUUCGUUCCAUGCUAUUAAUGAUCUAUUCUAUUUCACGAGCUCUUACUUUUAGUGGUGCUCUGUAUAAUUAUCUGUAAACCUUAUGGACUAUUUUUCAAUGGCAAUAAGUAACUUGGUAAUACGGUAUUCAUGUUAUCGAGAUUGUGAGUACUGGAAAUUUAGUUGUCUAAACUGUAUAUAGAAAAUGUGCCUCAAUAUUGAUAUUGGCCUCACUUCUUUUUGCGUUAUUUCAAAAUGAUUUUACUUGACACUGGUCUUUGUCUGCUGAAAGUGUAAAAUAUGUUGUUUUGUUUUUUACACUUGUAGUGUAAUUGAUGUGUAAUUGUGCAUUGAUUGAUACUGUAUGUAUGUGUGAGUCCACCUGUGUAAAUUCACUCCAUUGGUUGUCAGUAUUGGGCACCAGAGAAAACAUUCAAAGGCAUUCCUUUCGUAUGCAGCUAGAUCAUUCUGUAGGGGAGCACUGUGUGCCUUGGUUUAUGAUCAUUCUCUUGACGGUGAACACAAUCUUUUCUAUGGUUUGUAUCGUGUAAAACAAAAACUUUUUGUUAAGUACCAAUUUUGUAUGUGUAAAAUAAACGUGGCACUCGAAUGAGAAGUACAAAAAGUGAGCUCUAUUGUUUCAAAGAAAUGCAAGAAGGAACAGAGUAAUAUUAUACUAAAUUGAAUUGAACAGACUAUGUUAGGAUAAUAUAGCUUUGAUGCUUGCUUUAAGCCAUGGUCCGUUCUAAGUUUUGGUUUCUGUGUUUUGCUGUAAAAUAAAGAUCGUAAUGCCUUUUUAGCCAUCUAAAUUGGCCUCUUGUAA